AUGUCGAUACCGCUUACUACAACCUUCGAACCGCCGUCGCAAUGUACACAGGACACUUGGUGGAUAGGAAGUUAUGAGCUGCUCGGUGGGACAGGCUACAGCUCCUGUCUUCCGACUUCGUACACACCAACAUCUUCAUUCUAUUACUCCCCGGGGCUAUAUUGCCCAGAGGGAUACUCGACGGCUUGCAGCUCGAGCGAGGACUCUGAGACCAUCGUGACUUGCUGCCCCACAGGAUACUCGUGCGGGACUGCACCUUUCGCUUGGUCCUGGGAAUCAACCCUAGGAUGUACCUCUGCGGCGUCUUCGUCAUACCUGCAUACACUUGUGGUGGCUACAGGAACUCAGGUCAAUCAAGAGGGGCCGGGAGGAGGAGCCAAUGCAUAUAGCGUUCAGAUCAGAUUCCAGGCUUCUGACCUAAUCACGUCCACAUCUUCAUCAAGCUCAAGCUCAAGCUCAAGCUCAAGCUCAAGCUUAAGCAGCUCGCCCUCUACUUCUACUCCUACUGCCAACACUGCUACCAUCACGACCAUUUCAAGCUCGACAUCGUCCCCUACUGCCACAAACUCCCCACCACAUGACUCUGGCUUAUCUACCGGAGCAAAAGCAGGGAUCGCCGUCGGUGCCGUCCUUGGUGUAGCCCUAAUCGCAGCUAUCAUGUACCUGGCUUGGGCAAUCGGGAAGAGAGGGAACAACCAAAACAAUCAACAACAUACUAGUGGCUAUCAUCCCCCUUGGUCAAAGACGCCUCACACGGUGUACGGCAGCGCCGCUCAAGACCCGGGCAUACAUGUAGGAGGACAACCGCGGUACGAAUUAGGCCAUGGUCAGCACGCACCGUAUGAAUUACCUGAGCGUAUUUGA
Messenger RNA from Mytilinidion resinicola, 864 nucleotides. RefSeq lists its product as uncharacterized. The record is from RefSeq and is a predicted model, not a curated record. Bases 1 to 864 code for a protein of 287 amino acids. Lineage: Eukaryota; Fungi; Ascomycota; Dothideomycetes; Mytilinidiales; Mytilinidiaceae. The transcript has 3 exons.